Messenger RNA from Pieris rapae (cabbage white), 883 nucleotides. RefSeq lists its product as uncharacterized. The transcript is spliced from 20 exons. NCBI's taxonomy places the organism in Eukaryota, Metazoa, Arthropoda, Insecta, Lepidoptera, Pieridae. The record is from RefSeq and is a predicted model, not a curated record. Bases 112 to 711 code for a protein of 199 amino acids.
UAUUUGAUCUUUGCGGGGUUAUCGCGACCUUUAUAAGACGGACGAACCAAAAUUCGGCGUUAUUCAGCUUGUACGCUUUAUCUGCGAUCGUGUUGGGUGCGUUUUAUAAAAAUGAGAUUGCUAAUUGUUUUCACUGUAGCGGCAUUGGCCUGCGCUCAAGUUUUCGCAGCGCCUCAAAUUCAUAAUAAUUACAAUGAUCCAUCCCAAGUUCAUGUAGUUGACAAUCAUUACAAUGAUCCAUCCCAAGUACAUGUAGUUGACAAUAAUUACAAUGAUCCGUCUCAAGUUCAUGUCGUCGACAAUAAUUACAAUGAUCCGUCUCAGGUUCAUAUCGUCGACAAUUAUUACAAUGAUCCAACUCAGGUUCAUGUUGUGGACAAUAAUCCUCACGAAAUACUUUUUCCAGGCCAAUAUAGGCCACGAUCAGUUGUAGAAGACUCUGCUUUCUACCGGCCGACGCAAAAUGGUAACGGCGAUCGCAUUGUUGAAGACCCAGGCUUCUACAGGCCCACACAGAAUGGUAACAGCCACAUUGUCGAAGACUCGGCUUUUUACAGACCCACCUAUGGAGGUAACCAGCACGGGCCUAUCGAUCCUGGAUUCUACCGGCCCGGAAACCAAAAUAACUAUGAACCCAUCAGCAACGGCCCUGCCUUUGUUGAAGAUGGAAGAAAACACUAUGACAACCCCAACCUACGCAGUGGAAAAUGAAGAAAACCUUUUCGAACGAUCUUUUCACGUUAGAAGGCCGGCUUAGUUAAUUAAGAUUGUUUUAUGUAAUCAAUUUGUUGUUAGAGUAGGUAUAAUACCUAUUUAAGCAGAAACAACUUUACGCAAAUAUUUUACUCUUUUUCCUUAAUAAACUAUCAGAUUGUGAAACCUA